AUGACCACAGAAUCCAAGUCGCUAUUCAGCUUGGCUCGCAACAAGCUGCAGUCUGUCGUUGGCGGGGGUGCCAAAGACACUAGCAGCUUGCAUCGUUGGGUCCUGCUCAAAAACUCGAUAGUACGGUCGCAUGUCCACCCCGACACACCCCACCCAUCGGACACCGAUGCAGACCCUGAUUAUAGACAGAGCGAUGACUGUUUCGAGGAGGAGCAUGAUUCUUUCAUGUUCCCUGACCCCCAUUCCGUGCAAGACAACCAACCCACUGACGCUGGCAAUGGCGAGAGGCAGUGGCUGGACUCCUUGCUCGAGGACUUGGAGGACGAGGGCGACGACUACCUCAGAACAGACGACGAGACGGCUGCUUCUCACCUACCCUUUUCCGACGAGGACACCGAAUCGCUGAGUCCUCUCUCCUCUCCUAUGUCCUCCUCAGACGAUCUCGUCGAUCAUUCCAGCUACUUCUACCCUGUGCCAUAUCCACCUGUUCAUUCACCGCAUGUUCCUUCUUGGCUUUCUGAUUCUUCUGCCUCCAUUUUGCCACCCACGCCUCCGCUGUAUGAUAAUCCGCUUCCCUAUCUCAACGUCGACGAAUUAGACGACUCUCCUGUGCCAGAUGCCAUAGAAGACGUGUCGGAUGACGAGUCAGACGCGCCAUCUACGCCUUCGACCGUCUCGACCCCGACGCUAUCGCUGCCCGGCUCUAUCAUCCCUGUUUCCCGCGAGCGGACGCGGCUACUUUCCCACCCCCCUCCCCAAGUUUAUGUUGAAAUGGACGAUCCAUAUUUCUGCCUGUUCGAGCUUGAUCCCUUGCCAUUCCCCGAUGAUACUCUCGCCCCUUCAAUUCAUGCUUAUCGUGGUUCAUAUUCAGAGUGUUGA
Phanerochaete carnosa HHB-10118-sp is the source of this 879-nucleotide messenger RNA. RefSeq lists its product as uncharacterized. Lineage: Eukaryota; Fungi; Basidiomycota; Agaricomycetes; Polyporales; Phanerochaetaceae. Bases 1 to 879 code for a protein of 292 amino acids. The record is from RefSeq and is a predicted model, not a curated record. The transcript has a single exon.